AUGAGAGAUUUUGCUGAUAUAUUUGAGCCCAAAGUCGGAUGUGUACCUGGAAUCACUUGCUCCCUCGAGUUGCGCCCUAAUUCAAGACCAGUUUUCAUCAAAGAACGACCUGUCCCAUACGCUCUGUUGGAGAAGGUUAAUAUCGAACUGGACAAUCUCGAGAAAUCAGGCAUUAUUUCAAAAAUUGAAGUUAGUGACUGGGGUUCUCCUCUAGUCAUUAUUCCAAAGACUGACAAUUCGCUUCGUCUUUGUGUCGACUACAAGAUUGGCGUCAAUAAACAACUUAAAUCGGCUCAUUACCCCAUAAGAAAGAUUGAUGAUAUUCUCAAUAAUCUUCGAAAUUCAAAAUUUUUCUGCCAUUUGGAUCUUUUCAAAGCAUAUUUACAUAUUCAAGUAUGCGACGAAAGCAAGGCAAUUCAAACCAUCUCAACACAUCGAGGAACUUACCUCAUGAAUCGUCUUUCGUUUGGUAUCAAAACCGCGCCAAGCGAAUUCAACAGAAUUCUCGAUCAGAUUUUGGCUAAUCUAGAUGGAGUCAUGUCGUACUAUGACGACAUAAUCGUCCACGGCUCUACAUUUGAAGAGUGUAAGCAGAGACUGAUAGCUUGCCUCGAAAGGUUAAAAAAGAACGACUUGCAUCUGAACAAAGCAAAAUGUUCGUUUUUCAAAACGCAAGUUCAAUAUUUAGGAUACUGUGUUAGGUAUAACGAAAUUUCGAAAUGCCCUAAGAAAGUUGAGGCUAUUGCCAACAUGGAGGAACCAAAAAAUCCUGAUGAGCUACAUCGUUUCUUAGGAAUGGUUACCUAUUAUGCGAGGUUCAUACCUAGCCUGUCUUCAAUAACCUACCCUCUGCGUCAAUUGAUUCAUAAAGGAAGUCAAUGGGUUUGGACUCAAAAAUGCCAAAAGGCAUUUCAGCAGCUCAAAACGGAAAUCAUUAGCGAUCGAGUUCUCAUGCCAUAUGAUCCAUCGCUUCCAGUAAGUUUGGCUUGCGAUGCCGGUCCCACGGGAAUCGCUGGUGUUUUAUCUCACGACGUUAAUGGCGUAGAAAGGCCUAUAACCUUCAUAUCAAGAUCUUUGACAAACGCAGAAAAAAAUUACUCCCAACUUGACCGCGAGGCACUCGCAAUAAUUUUUUGUGUUUCAAGACUGUAUAUGUACCUUACUGGUCGUCCAUUCACGCUAAUCACUGAUAACCAGCCACUGACCAGAAUUUUACACCCGGAAACGAAGCUGCCAUCCUUUACGUCAGCGAGACUACUUCGAUACGCGACUUUUCUUCAAGAGUUCGACUACAAAGUUGUACACAGAAAAGCAGAGGAUCACAUACAUGUUGAUUGUCUCUCCAGAGCUACUUAUCCUACAUCACAAUCUAGCUCCUCUACAGAAUGCAUCAUGAGUCUCGAAGUUUCAACCCUUGAAGAUCAGAUCAUCAACCAGAUUUCUACUGACGUCAUCACCAGUUCAACUAUUGCUGAAGAAACAGCCAAGGACGCAUUUCUUUCAAACCUUCAUGAAGAUCUCAUUUCUGGAAAACGACGUGAUCCCGAAUACAGCACUUCCAAUGGCAUCAUUUUCAAGAAUCAACGAGUUUUUAUACCUGAAGCCCUUCAAAAAAGAGUUCUCUUGGAACUGCAUCGAACACAUGUGGGCAUCGUAAAAAUGAAACAGUUGGCAAGACGCCACUGCUUCUGGAAAAACAUCGACAAAGACAUAGAAGCUAUGGUAAAAAACUGCCAGGAAUGCGCACUAUCCCAGAAAAGUCCAGCUAAAGUUCCUCUCCAUCAUUGGGACGAUCCGCAGCAUAAUUUUGAACGCGUUCAUAUUGAUUAUGCUGGGCCGUUUUUGAAUCACCAUUUUCUUGUCCUUGUCGAUUCCAAGUCAAAGUGGGCUGAAAUUCGCAUCAUUAAAGACGCCCAGACGACUGCAACUACCAUAGAGCUGCUAUUGGACAUUUUUUGCACUCAUGGAUUCCCUGAAAUCAUGGUAUCAGAUAAUGCGACUAUUUUUCACAGUGACAUAUUCAAAACCUUCUGUCUGAACAAUGCCAUUUUGCAAAAGUUUAUAGCGCCAGGUCAUCCUGCAACUAACGGGUUGGCCGAACGUUAUAUACAAACCUUGAAACCAAAACUGAAGUGUAUGACCGAACCAGGUUCUAUUCAACACAAGGUACGCGAAAUAUUAUUCAGAUACAGAGCCACUCCUCUCCAGAAUGGCAAAACUCCAGCCGAAUUGUAUUUGAAUAGAAACAUUAGGUGCCAGCUCGACGUCUUCAAGCCUCCUACUUCAAAAAUCCAAAAACGAGUACAAUUCGACCUGCCACCAUCGCGACAAUUCAAAAUUGGGGACAAGGUAUUAGCAAGAUGGUAUUCGAAUAACAAGAAUACUUGGAAAUUUGGUUCGAUCAUCCAAAAAUUCGGACAUCUCCACUACCAAGUUGAACUUAAUAAUGGUUACCGGCUCAAACGACACACGAACCAGUUGAGAAAAGCCAACGUCGAUAUAUACCCCAACCGUCAGCCGCCCUUGCAACCUCCACAAAUUACUUUAGAUUCGGAAUCACCUGAAAUCAACCACCACUACGAAAAACUGGCGUCCCUGCUCCUACCAGCCAAUCCUCGAUCGGAUGUUAUUCCUGAUGUCGAAGCUGAACCUUCAGAAGUUGGACAAUCUCCAACAGUGGAAUCCGUCCGGUGA
This is a messenger RNA of Photinus pyralis (common eastern firefly), 2694 nucleotides long. RefSeq lists its product as uncharacterized. The record is from RefSeq and is a predicted model, not a curated record. NCBI's taxonomy places the organism in Eukaryota, Metazoa, Arthropoda, Insecta, Coleoptera, Lampyridae. Gene Ontology annotation, molecular function: nucleic acid binding. The transcript has a single exon. The coding region runs from base 1 to 2694 and encodes 897 amino acids. Gene Ontology annotation, biological process: DNA integration.